Molecule: messenger RNA, 3729 nt
Organism: Trifolium pratense (red clover)
Lineage: Eukaryota; Viridiplantae; Streptophyta; Magnoliopsida; Fabales; Fabaceae
Exons: 12
Coding region: 1316-3505 (729 amino acids)
Biological process (GO): regulation of autophagy
Cellular component (GO): late endosome membrane; Mon1-Ccz1 complex; lysosomal membrane
Source: RefSeq, a predicted model, not a curated record
UCUGCGAAUCGAAGUUUUUAUCAAGGAUAUAAAAGAAGCAUGCGGCAAAAGAGAAAACAUCCACGAGCAAUACAAUACGACUGGUAGGUAGUUCCACACAACACUGUGUAUGCAUUUUAGUUUCUCCAUCUUCGAAUCGAAUAAAAGAAGAAUAAACAAGUUCGCUUUGUGCGUGAUCUACUAUUGAUUCUGUUGCAGAAUGAAUAUAACCGAUUCUUAAUGUGUUGUGAAUAUGAAGGAAAAGAAUACUAGCUCUGUUCUUAAGCGUGUUUUAGUGAAUUGUGCAUCUCAGGUUUGUAGAAUUGCGCUUUUAGUGAAUUGUAAAACCUUUUCAUUAGAUCACUUUUUUUGUUACUUAGAAUUAUAAGUUAAAAAUUAGAAUGCAUUGCAUAUACAGGAGAAAGUUCAUAAACGGUUGACUUGAUUUUGUCAUUUAUCGUUUGCGAUAACUAAGUUUAAUUUAUUUGCUUAGAUGAGUUAAACCUGUAAUUAUGAUUGAGGCAUUGGGUUGUUGGAAACUAGAUGGAAUGUGUUGUAUUGUAUGAUCUAUGUUUUCUUUUCAGUUAAGCUUUAGCUUAUACUCUAUCUGUCUUAUUAUGCAUGAAAAUUGUGGUUAACUCUCUUUCAAUAGGCAAAAGCAUAUGGGAGUUGUGUUGCAGCUAAGGUUCCAGACAUUGAACGUGAUAUGUGCGUAACGGAGUUUCUGGCAUUAAAAAGUUGUAUGCAAAAUACGGUAUCAUAUUCUAAAAUUAUCUUGACAUAAAGUUUUUGUUUUUACUCUAGCUCGGUAUUUCAGCUUUAAAUCUAUUUCUUACAUUUUAUGGCGGAAAAAAAAACCCCAAACAGCAUUGGGGAAGACUUAAGAGAAACGAUUUUGCAAACUCAUUUUGAAACAAUUUUUUGUUUUUCAAUUUUUUUUUCUUUCUAAAAUUAUUUAUCUAUUAUGUUGUGUCCACUGUAUAACUGUUACUUUAUUUUGGCAUUUAUAAUUAUUGGAGUAUCUUAUGUUGAAAAAUGCAUAUUGUUCCAAACAGCUCAAAAAGAAGGUUUAAGUGAACUUCCAUCUGCUUCCUUGUUCCGGGCCACCGAAUAAACACACAAAAAGUUUGACAGUUAUACAAAUUUCUAUUUAUCAGUCUAAAGAGGAAGGUCCUAAAACUUUGUGCGGGCAAAGGUUUAACCUUCAACACUCAUAUCUCCUGUUAAUCAUAGAUACAUUAACCUCUUACUAUCCACGGGUGUAAAUAACUUUAGCCGGAUUGCUGCAGUUUGUUCCAUAUCCCUGCUGCUUAUUGUGUAAACAAGAACCAGCAAUAUGUCUAGAAAACCAACAACUUCAAAUCCUAAUAUAGGUCUGAGUGGAUCUGGUCUUUCACAUGCUUACAUUCAGUAUCCACCGCUUCGGUGUAAUGUUCCUGGAUCAACGGGAUUAUUUUAUGAUGAUGGAAAUAAGUUGCUACUCUCCCCAACAACUGACCAGGUCUUUUCAUGGAAAGUCAGUCUCUUUGAACCUCUCAUUGGUCCGUCCACUGACUCAAUAAGUGAAGGCCCUAUUAUAGCUGUUCGGUAUUCUUUAGACACAAAGGUUAUAGCAAUCCAGCGAUCGAGCCAUGAGAUACAGUUUUGGAAUAGAGAAACUGCGGAAACAUUUAGCCAUAAGUGCAGGCCAGAAUCAGAAAGUAUACUUGGAUUUUUUUGGACUGACAGUCAACAGUGUGAUAUUGUUAUUGUUAAGACCAAGGGUCUAGACUUGUGUGCAUAUAAAUCAGGGUCAAAAUCACUCGAAUUGGUGGAAACAAAGAAACUGAAUGUUAGUUGGUAUGUUUACACACAUGAAAGCCGCCUGGUUCUUCUUGCUUCUGGAAUGCAGUGCAAGACAUUCCACGGAUUUCAGAUUUCAUCCGCAGAUAUUGUUCGCUUACCAAGGUUUGAGAUGGUUAUGGCCAAAUCUGAGGCAAAUAGUAAGCCCGUUUUAGCAGCUGAAGAUAUCUUUAUUGUCACUGUUUAUGGUAGGAUAUACUGCUUGCAAGUUGAUAGAGUUGCAAUGCUACUCCAUUCCUAUAGGCUAUAUCGUGAUGCAGUGAUACAGCAGGGUUCUUUACCAAUUUAUUCCAGCAGGAUUGCUGUGAGUGUGGUCGACAAUGUACUUCUUAUUCAUCAAAUUGAUGCAAAGGUUGUUAUACUUUAUGAUCUCUUUGCGGAUUCUCGAGCACCAAUAUCUGCACCACUUCCUUUAUUGUUAAGGGGUUUCCCCAGGUCCAGUACCACAUCUCAAUUUAGUGGUAGAGACAGUGAAAGUUCAGAUGGUAAUAUUGUGAGUAGCCAUGAAGCAGUUACAUAUGCUGAUACAUGGAUUUUCCUAGUGCCUGACCUCGUAUGCGAUGUGGCCAAUAAGCUAUUAUGGAAAUUCAAUUUAGACUUAGAAGCAAUUUCUGCCAGUAACUCAGAUGUCCCCUCAGUAUUAGACUUCCUGCAGCGGCGAAAGUUGGAGGCUAACAAGGCUAAACAGUUGUGCUUGGGCAUAACACAGACACUUAUUCUAGAGCACAGACCUGUGCCUGUGGUUGCCAAGGCUAUGAACGUACUAGUCACCUCAUACUCCCAUUCAAUUAAAACUGGUAGCUAUCUGAAGGGGCUGAAACCAGAGAUGACAUUAAAUUCUAGUGCACAAAAUGCUGAUACUGAUGUAUCUGCUAUAGAAAGAGAUGCAACUGGGAAAUCAAUCAUACACGAAUCUACCACUAGAGUAGACAGCGGAACUUUGGAUUCUGAGGAUGAAUCACAGUUUGCAAAUCUUAAACACAAUUCAAAGGAAGCCCAUAUUGGGGGUAGUAUAAACAAUGAAAACUCCCUAAGUAAUGAAACUCAUAGCUCUUAUGUUAUGCAAUCAUCUUUACUGUCUGUGCAAGAGGAGUCCCAACUUACUUCAGCAACAAUUUCACCAGAUGAGAUGUACAACUUUGUAUUUUCUCCUGUUGAUGAAGAGAUGGUGGGAGACCCUUCUUACUUGGUUGCUAUAAUUGUUGAGUUUCUUCACAGUGCAAAUUUGGAAAAGAUUCGUGUGCUCCCAAAUCUAUAUGUAUUGAUAAUACAACUUCUGGUGCGGAAUGAACGUUAUGCUGAAUUGUCGCUGUUUGUCAUAAAUAAGAUUUUGGAGCCCUCUAAGGAAGUUGCACUUCAACUCCUAGAGUCUGGUCGUCAGAAUGCGCAAACUAGGAAGCUUGGUCUGAAAAUGCUGAGACAGCUUGGUUUACAUAAUGAUUAUGUAUUGCUUCUAGUGCAAGAUGGAUACUACCUUGAAGCCUUGCGAUAUGCACGGAAGUACAAGGUGGAUACCAUCCGACCGUCGUUGUUUUUAGAAGCAGCUUUUGUAUCCAAUGACUCCCAGCAUCUUGCUGCAGUUCUAAGAUUCUUUACAGAUUUCCUUCCUGGCUUCAAAAACACCUCAGAGCAUAAUAGAUACUACCGCAUACUGAAUGAGAUGAACUCUUCCAUGACUGUUUGAGCGGUCUUGCAAGAAUAAAUUCAGAGAUUGAGCCAUUGUCAUGGUAAUUUCCCUUGUUCAAGUGGGGUUAUCUCAUCAUGACAUCCGAUAUCUUUAAGGAUAUAUAUAUUUGGUAAUAGUUGCAUGUUGUAUGUUAAAUAAAUGUUUCCUCAUAGAAAGUUUAGUUUUAGCAGAUACUGUGAUCUAAAUGAAAUUUUCAUGGAAUGAAAUUUUACUUAGCUUGA